This is a messenger RNA of Doryrhamphus excisus (bluestripe pipefish), 767 nucleotides long. RefSeq lists its product as uncharacterized. The record is from RefSeq and is a predicted model, not a curated record. Gene Ontology annotation, biological process: immune system process; regulation of transcription by RNA polymerase II. Lineage: Eukaryota; Metazoa; Chordata; Actinopteri; Syngnathiformes; Syngnathidae. Gene Ontology annotation, cellular component: nucleus. Gene Ontology annotation, molecular function: RNA polymerase II cis-regulatory region sequence-specific DNA binding; DNA-binding transcription factor activity, RNA polymerase II-specific.
CACGGACACACAACACACCUGAAGACUUGGACUGAAGCAUGCGACCAGCAGGCCGCCUCAGGCUGAAGACGUGGCUGGAGGAACAGAUCGAGUCUGGGAAGUAUCCAGGAGUCUGCUGGCUUGACAAGUCAGAGAAAGUUUUCCAAAUCCCAUGGAAACACGCAGCUCGUCACGGCUGGAGUAUCGACCGAGACGCCACUCUCUUCAGGAGCUGGGCCAUGCACACAGGGCGAUACCAUCCAGACAAACAGCAAGCCGAUCCAAAGACGUGGAAGGCCAACUUCCGCUGUGCUUUGAACUCUCUGCCUGACGUGUGUGAGCUGCGUGAGCACAGCAGGAAGAGCGGCAGAGACGCCUACCGAGUCUAUAAGAUGCUUCCCAGAACGCACGCACGCAAAAGAGGGCUUGUGUGUCAGCAGGCAGAUAGCAGCACCGUGCAGCAGCAACAGUGGCCACCUCCGAGCACCACUUCAUCCACAGAUGAUGCUUCUUCGAGUAUUCCUACACAAGACACGUGGGAGGACUUGCAGGAGCCGGAACAGGCUGGAUGCGAGUUAAUGGAGCACUUUAGUAGCACUGAUCCAAACAGCAGCCAGACAUGGACUCAAAGAGGAUGGAGGUCACAGCCGCUGUGGGACCACUGGCAGUGUCCAGGUGAAGAUAACCUCUUCUCUCUGCACGCAGACACCUACAGUGACCUUUGGUCUCCAAACUGCAGUAAAGAGGUGUCAGACUGGUCCAUACAUCAGCAGACAUUAACGCUCUAA